This is a messenger RNA of Fraxinus pennsylvanica, 1179 nucleotides long. The record is from the annotation of a GenBank genome assembly. NCBI's taxonomy places the organism in Eukaryota, Viridiplantae, Streptophyta, Magnoliopsida, Lamiales, Oleaceae.
AUGUUUUCUUGGUUGGGAAGAACAGCAUCUUCAUGUUUGCGACCUUUGGGCCGAUAUGCCCGUAUGAACAAGGAUGAUGAUGAUUCUUUGGGAGGUGAGGACGAUGCACGUCUCUGGUGCAAAGACCUUGAGAAGCAUUCUCAUGGGGAGUUCUCAUUUGCAGUGGUCCAGGCAAAUGAACUUCUCGAGGAUCAGAGCCAGGUUGAGACCGGUCAGCAUGCCACCUUUGUUGGUGUUUACGAUGGCCAUGGGGGCCCUGAGGCAUCUAGAUUCAUCUGUGACCACCUCUUUAAUAAUCUGAUCAGACUUGCUCGUGAAAAUGGAACUAUAUCUGAGGAUAUUCUGAGGAACGCGUUUUCUGAAACUGAAGAUGGUUUUCUAACUCUUGUCAGAAGAGCAUAUGAAAUUAAGCCAUUAAUUGCAGCUAUUGGGUCCUGUUGUCUAGUUGGAGUAAUCUGGAAAGGUACACUAUUUGUUGCAAAUCUGGGUGAUUCUCGGGCUGUACUGGGUUCUGUAAACAGAUUAAAUAAAAUUGUGGCUGAGCAGCUGACCAAGGAUCACAAUGCCAGUUUAGAGGAGGUUAGAAGGGAGCUCAGGUCUUUGCAUCCAGAAGAUUCGCAUAUCGUAGUUAUGAAGCAGGGGGUCUGGCGCAUCAAAGGCAUUAUACAGGUAUCGAGAUCCAUAGGAGACGCCUAUCUGAAAAGGCCAGAGUUUGCUCUUGAUCCAUCUUUUCCGCGAUUUCACCUUCAUGAACCUCUUCAUCAACCUGUGUUGAGAUCUGAUCCAUCUAUAUGCACAAGAGUUUUACAACCAAAUGACAAGUUUCUUAUUUUUGCAUCUGAUGGUCUUUGGGAAUACUUGACAAAUGAGGAUGCUGUUGACAUAGUUCAUAAUAAUCCAAGAGUGGGCAUAGCCAGAAGGCUUCUAAUAUCAGCCAUAAACCAGGCCUGUAAGAAAAGACGUGUGACGUAUAAUGAGCUCAAGAAGUUUGAUAAGGGGAUGAGGAGACAUAUUCAUGAUGAUAUUUCUGUUGUUGUCAUCUUCAUAGACCAUGAAAUGUUCGAAAAUAAGGCAUCUGUACCUGACCUAUCAGUAAGAGGAUUUGUGGAUACCAUUGGGCCAUCAAAUUUUAAUUUUCCUCAUGUGAAUCAAAGUGUCCUAUCUGAAGGUUGCUCGUAA